AUGGCGGGGCGGCCGUGGGGCGCGCCGGGCGGGCCCUGGAGGGGCAACAGCAGCGCCCUGCUCAACGCCUCCCAGCAGGUGCCUGGCGGCGGGCCGGCGGGCGCGCGACCCCCCUGGCUGGCCUCCACGCUGGCCUCCGUCCUCGUCUUCACCAUCGUGGUGGACCUCCUGGGCAACCUCCUGGUCAUCCUGGCCGUGUGUCGGAACAAGAAGCUGAGGAACACAGGGAACAUAUUUGUGGUGAGCCUAGCAGUCGCAGACCUGGUGGUGGCUGUGUAUCCCUACCCCUUGGUGCUGACCUCUAUACUGAACAACGGGUGGAACCUGGGGAGCCUGCACUGCCAGGUCAGUGGCUUCCUGAUGGGCCUGAGCGUCAUCGGCUCCAUCUUCAACAUCACCGGGAUCGCCAUCAACCGCUACUGCUACAUCUGCCACAGUCUCAAGUACGACAGGCUGUACAGCAACAAGAACUCCCUCUGCUGCGUGCUCCUGAUCUGGACGCUGACCCUCGUGGCCAUCGCGCCCAACCUGCACAUCGGGAGCCUGCAGUACGACCCGCGCGUCUACUCCUGCACCUUCGCGCAGUCCACCAGCUCCGCCUACACCAUCGCCGUGGUGGUCUUCCAUUUCCUGGUCCCCAUGGCCAUCGUGGUCUUCUGCUACCUGAGGAUAUGGGUCCUGGUUCUGCGGGUCAGACGGAGGGUGAAGCCUGACAGCAAACCCAAGCUGAAGCCACAGGAUUUCAGGAACUUUGUCAGCAUGUUUGUGGUUUUCGUGCUUUUUGCCAUCUGCUGGGCGCCUCUAAACGUGAUCGGUCUCGCCGUGGCCUCAGACCCCGCCCGCAUGGUACCCAGGGUCCCCGAGUGGCUCUUUGUGGCCAGUUACUAUAUGGCCUAUUUCAACAGCUGCCUCAACGCAAUUAUUUAUGGAGUGCUGAACCAGAAUUUCAGGAAGGAAUACAGAAGAAUUAUAGUCUCCCUGUGCACCGCCAAGAUGUUCUUCGCCGAGAGCACGAACGAGGGAGCAGAUAGGGUCAAAUGCAAACCCUCGCCAUUGAUGACCAACAAUAACCUAGUACAGGUGGACUCCGUGUAA
Molossus molossus (Pallas's mastiff bat) is the source of this 1095-nucleotide messenger RNA. RefSeq names its product melatonin receptor 1A (gene MTNR1A). The transcript is spliced from 2 exons. NCBI's taxonomy places the organism in Eukaryota, Metazoa, Chordata, Mammalia, Chiroptera, Molossidae. Gene Ontology annotation, biological process: G protein-coupled receptor signaling pathway. The coding region runs from base 1 to 1095 and encodes 364 amino acids. Gene Ontology annotation, cellular component: membrane. Gene Ontology annotation, molecular function: melatonin receptor activity. The record is from RefSeq and is a predicted model, not a curated record.